GCGGGAGAGACCGUUGUGGGCCCUGACGCUGACUUCUGGAAACCGGCCCCGGAGCAGUUUCCAAACUUCGGCAUCCAACGUGAAUUUCGGUGUUGGAACAUCCGCUAUGACGUUUGGACUGUAUGAUUCUCUGUCGGUACCUUGUUGAUUGCCUGAAGUACCUUACUACGAGUUCUACAUUGUGGUAAUACUAUGUAUAGGCGACAUUUGCUCCUCCUUGAAAGUCCCCUUCACCGUCUGAUAUAUUGAUUGUAUUCCCUGUCCUGCGGCGUCCAGCUCCUUCGGCCACCUCCGGAAUAACAUCGUGGCCAUGUCUUUCAGUCCUGUGUUCUGGUUCUAUACCAUCCUACAAUGGAUCCUCGAUAAAAUCUUCUCGCCCAGACCACCUCCCCCGGGAGCACGAUUGCGCCGGCCAAAGAUUGCUGUCAUCGGUGCCGGCCUCACGGGUGUGUCUGCAGCUGCCCACUGCGUUGGACACGGCUUCGAUGUGACGAUCUUUGAAGCGGCGGACGAAAAACAUCUCGGUGGAAUAUGGAGCCACGUAAACACCACCUCAGGCCUGCAAAUCCACAGUGUCAUGUAUCGGUUCCAUCCCUCAAUCAAAUGGGACGAGGGUUAUCCCAAGCAGAACCAAAUUGUUGGUCAGAUCCGACAGCUAUGGCACCGUUAUCAUCUGGAAGAAAAAACAAAGUUCAAUACCAGGGUCGAGAAGAUAUACAAGGACAAGCUGGGCCGGUGGAUCCUCAACGAUGUCUCCAAUGGCAGAUUUGACGGCAUCAUCCCCGCCAUUGGGACCUGCGGUGACCCUAAGAUGCCUCAUCUUCCGGGCCAGGAAAAGUUCAAGGGCGAGAUCUAUCAUUCCUCCGAACUGGACAAGAAAGAUGCUGAAGGCAAAAGGGUCCUCAUCGUGGGCGGAGGUGCGAGCGCGGUCGAGGCUCUUGAGUGGGCGGUGAACACGGGAGCGGCCGACAUCAAGGUGCUGGCAAGAUCCGACAAAUGGAUCAUCCCACGAAAUGCAUUUGUGGAUGCUCUUCUUGCCUUCAACAUUUUCGGUCAAGAAACAUUUCUGUCAUGGAUCCCCGAGAAUCUCCUACGCCUCUUUUUCUACCGCGAUCUUAGAGAUAUUGCUCCUGCCGACCAAGGCCUGUUCACCGAGACCCCCAUGGUGAACAGUGAGAUAUUCCACUGGAUACGGGCCGGCAAAGCAGCAUGGUUGCGUGGAGACAUUGAGGAGGUCCAAGAGAAUGGCAUUUUCUUUAACCACCGAGCGAAGCGUGUCCCCAAGGGCGGUCCUGGACAUCAAAAGUUGGUUGAAGGGGACAUCAUCAUCAUGGCGACUGGCUACAAGCGUCCCAGUCUCGCAUUUCUACCCGAUGAAUGUUUUGAUGAUGGCUACGUUCCCCCUCGGUGGUUUAUCCAAUGUUUUCCUCCGGCAACUCCAUCGAUAUGCGCUAUUAACUCGACAUAUGUCUCGGCAAUUGGCACGGUUGGAAACUACCACAUCGGCAUUUAUACCCGCAUGCUGUUGAUGUUUUUAGUCGAUCCUCUCACCACGCCUCGAACCUGGUGGAUGAAGCGCUGGAUUGAUUUCACAAGUGCAAUCAAGGCACUGGCCCCAACCAAAGCAUUCGACUUCUUUACUUACUCAGAACUACUCUACUGGUUUUUCUUCAUCACAUUGAUCAACCCUUUUAGGUGGAAGUGGGCACUUUUCGUCUUCUUCGGAAUCGGAAAGGAUCUGCCGGCAAAAGUCGUGGAGCAAGAAGACAGGCUGCGAAAUGGGCUGGGUUACAAGAAGAGCAUCUAUACUGAGGAAAAGGAAAAGUGAUUGGGCAGUAUAUGUGGUCUUUUUAGGAUAUUAAUGGCUAUAGCUCUCCUGCGUAGCUGUACGACUUGAAUGUGGUUGUAGAGUGGCUGUGGACUCUUUUGUUUCACAUGCCAAACUUGCAACGAACUACCUACCAGCUGAGGUACCUAGGUAGAAAACAAUGACGUCAAUCCAAUACCCACAAGGCUGGGACUUCAAACA
This is a messenger RNA of Exophiala dermatitidis NIH/UT8656, 2029 nucleotides long. Its product is annotated as dimethylaniline monooxygenase (N-oxide forming). The coding region runs from base 311 to 1828 and encodes 505 amino acids. The record is from RefSeq and is a predicted model, not a curated record. Gene Ontology annotation, molecular function: N,N-dimethylaniline monooxygenase activity; NADP binding; flavin adenine dinucleotide binding. The transcript has 2 exons. NCBI's taxonomy places the organism in Eukaryota, Fungi, Ascomycota, Eurotiomycetes, Chaetothyriales, Herpotrichiellaceae.